GAUGUCAAGAGAUUAUUAAGCAAUUACAUCUGUUCAUCAUAGUAAACAAAGAUCGUCUUUGUCUUUCAUCAUUCUCUCAUAUUUCAGUCAAUUGCAAGCUGUUGAUCGCAUCAGAAUGAGUGUAGAAAGUAAUACUUUAGCAUUAUUCCCAUGGAUUACAUCAAGUUUCGUUCAACAUUUGAUUGCACGAUCGGAACAACGAAAAGAUGCAACUGUAAAGUUAUUCAGUGCAAAAAAGUGCUUCGAGUCAGAAGAGAAUUUUUCCAGUUACAUGGUUGGCUUGGAAGUUAUCUUUGAGAAUGGAUACGAUGUUGGCGCAAAAAAACGUGAUUUUCUUAUGAAAAUUGCACUUCCAACCGAAGACUUCUCCAGAAUAUGUGACGAAUGCCUCAUUUACGAAAAGGAAAUUGAAACAUACACCAAAGUAUUGCCGGCCAUAGAAAAUGCUCUUGGAUUAGUUGGAGUGUCUGGUGAUAUUGCUCCGAGAUGUUUUUUGGCUGAUACAGAAAAACGAAUGCUUGUAUUUGAGGACUUGAGAUUUCAGGAUUUCAAGAGCGUCGAUCGCACAUAUGGAUUGGAUAUGGAACAUAUGAAAUUGGCGCUCCUGAAUUUGGCCAAAUGGCACGCCGGAACAGCUACAUUGCUUUUGACGAACAUCGAACUGUUUGAAUGGUACAAAAAGAAAAUUAUAUACAAAAAUGGCAUCAGUAUGGAGGGAUUCAUUAAAGGAAUUGCCAAGAGUCUAUCAAGUACCGUGAAAAAAUGGCCAAGCUAUGAGAGAAUUGCGGAAAAGCUGGGCAAUAUACCACAAGAAACGUAUGACAAUAUAUGCAAGUGGAGUGGUUAAUGGGAUCGAGAUUGUCAAAUCGGCCACGGGAAUUGCAGUUGGUGUAACGAGUUAUGUAGCUGGGAAGGUUGGCAGUGCAACUGUGGCUCUCGGUAAGUUUCUUGCUCCACACGUGCAUGCUCAAGGUUCAAAGCUGUUGUCCAAAUCCAUGGGCUAUAGCACUGAUGACGCCAAAGAUAAGAGGAGUGGUGUUCUGACCGUUGCUGCUGGUGCUGUUGAAGGCUUCGGAACGGUUUACAAUGGCCCUGAGAAAUCGGCUGGAAUUUUGGGAAAAAAUCUGAGCGAAAACUCAGUCAAAAUCGUUGAACAUAAGUAUGGUCCACAAGCCGGAAAUCUCGCACAGGGCACAUUUGACACCGUGGGAAAUAUGAUUAACUUGUCACAGAACAUGAGUUUGAUCACACCAAAAGGAUUGGCCAAGAAAACGGUGAAGGGAACCGGCAAAGCUAUUAUCGCCGAUUUUAAACCACAGAUUCCAAAAACCUACUAUGCUCCGGCUGGUUCUUUGUAUCCGGAUCUGACGGAAUUUUCUAAGAAAUUGGCUCAGUCCAAUUGAACAUAUCAAAUUGGAAUUAUGCAUUUUUUUAAAUUAGAAUUUUUGUGCUCGGAUAGAUGGCGCUGCGACAUAACUGGCCUGCAAACAAAGUGAUCCGAAAAUGUUUAGUGUGAAUAUCAGCAACCAACUUCAUGUGUAAUCAUUGUCAUUGUGCAUAGCUGUCGGUCAUUUUGAGCACAAAUUAACAAAACCUCAUUUUGUGUACGCAUCAAUCCAUAGAAAAAUUAAUCAAAUUGGAAUUUGUUUGACCGAAAAAUCAAAAGGCGAAUAUUAUUAAGUGAUUGAAUUGAAUUAAAAUUGUUGGAAAAGUAGAACAGACCCGAUUCGCUGUGAAAAUGGAUUCGUCGGAGAAUACACACAAGGAUCAAAUUGCAAAUCAAGUCGACGAAUCGUCCGUGCCUGACCUAUCGAAAUUCUGUGUAUCGACGCUGAACGACUAUUUGGAUGGAUUGUCCACAGAAUAUCGAGUUGGAACCGAGCGUAAAUUGUGUUUGGAAUUGUUCAGCAAAUGGAACGAUUCGGAACAAGUGUUCAUCGUUGAACAGCUUCUGGACAGAAUGAACUAUAAUCAGCUGGACCAAAUCAAUGAUCGCCUGGAUUUGCUGCUCAAGAGAGACUUCAUUACCCUGUUGGCAAAAAAUGGCAUGCAUCACAUCGCCGAAGCCAUUCUCUUCUAUUUGGACGCGGAUUCGCUAGCAGCCAUCGAAUUGGUCUGCAAAGAAUGGUUGCGUGUGAUUUCGGAGAGUGUGCUAUGGAAACGGUUGUACGAACGAAAAGCAAAGACCAAUUCACUAUGGCUCGGCUUGUUCAAACGCCGAAAAUUGAUUCAACAUUUGUUCAAGCCACAGACCGGUACAGUACAGCAACCGUAUCGAUUCUAUCGAACAUUGUAUCCGAGAAUCAUGAGCGACAUUGAACAGUUAGAGCACAAUUGGCGUCAUGGUCGUUACACACUGCAGCGAAUCAAUUGCAAUUCGAAUCAUUCGAGAGGUGUUUAUUGUUUGCAAUAUGACGACCAAAAAAUUGUGUCUGGCCUUCGGGAUAAUACGAUCAAAAUUUGGAAUCUCGCCGAUUUACAGUGUGUGAAAACGCUGACCGGCCAUACAGGUUCGGUGCUUUGUCUGCAAUAUGACGAGAAGGUUAUCAUCACUGGGUCCAGUGACUCGACGAUCCGAAUUUGGGAUAUUGACAGCGGAGAAAUACUCAACACAUACAUUCAUCACGAGGAAGCCGUGCUACAUCUUCGCUUCGACAAUGGCAUGAUGGUCACUUGCUCAAAGGAUCAAUCGAUAGCGGUUUGGGAUAUGUCCAUCACAAAGGAGCUCUCAUUGCGCCGGAUGCUGAUGGGCCAUCGAGCAGCGGUGAAUGUCGUCGACUUCGAUGACAAAUACAUUGUGUCAGCAUCGGGUGAUCGAACAAUCAAAGUGUGGAAUACAACAGACUGUAAAUGUGUUCGUACAUUGCGUGGUCAUGAGCGUGGCAUCGCCUGUCUACAAUAUCGUGAUCGCUUGGUUGUUAGUGGCAGCUCAGAUAGAACGAUUCGCCUUUGGAAUGUUGAAUCAGUUGAAUGUAUUCGUGUUCUUGAGGGGCACACCGAGUUAGUCCGGUGUCUUCGUUUUGAUUCGAAGCGUAUUAUAAGCGGAGCAUACGAUGGUCAAAUCAUGAUUUGGGACCUUGUCGCUGCAUUGAAUCCAGAAAUAGAAGACAACAAACUCUGUUUGGCUACAAUGGAGGAACAUACUGGUAAAUUAUUCCGAUUGCAGUUUGACGAAUUUAAAAUUGUGAGCAGUUCACACGACGAUACCAUCAUCAUUUGGGACUAUUUGAAUUGCUCACCAGCAAAAGCUGAAGCAGCCAAUGAACAUGCACAGUUAGACUCACCAGAGAAAUCGCAACCGAGUACAUCGUCAGCGGCCCCACAAUCGAACUCAUAAUCGAAACGACGACUGGUCUUCCGAUUGGCAUUCGAUGUACUCGAUCGCAAUUGAGCAACUGUGAUUGGCCAAAUCUUAUUUUGAAUAAACCGAAUUUUGUUUACGAUUUAGACAAGUUUUCUAUCGCCUAGAUCGAUUUACCAUUAGACUUUCCCAAAAAUGAUCGAUACAGCGAAUUAGAAUUCGAAUGAAUCGUACCAUUUUGGAAUGUAUUUACACUGAAAAUGCUCAAUUUUUUUCUCGGCUUAGAUAGACACAUUUGAAUCAAAUGAAGAAGGGAAAAAUUUUUUCAAUUAGAUUAAAUUUAUGUGGAAUCAAAACUGUCAAAUCGAUCGGAAAGAAGAAAAAAAAACAAAACACGCACAGAUAGAAUGUUGACGAAUUUGUUGUUGAAAGAAUCUAAUAAAGCGAAAAUUGAAACGAUAGAUAAAAUACUAGGUCAAAGAAGGUUCUGCAUAUAGUGAAGAAGAAAUAAGAGAAACGAAGGCAAACAAAGGAAAAAAAUGAGAGGAAAAGAAAAGAAAACUCAAAGCAAAAGGAAAUAAAAAAGAACGAAGAAUUUUGGUGUGGAUACCACAAGAGAUACAACGACCAUUGACCUUUUGUAGAAAGCCCGAAUAAAAGACUGUAAAAAUCCUCACAAAAAAUACCGUCGCAUUGCCUUAUUCAAUGUGAUUAUUCUGUAGAAUUUUGUAUUCAUAAUCAAUUUAUUCAGGAAUAAAUGAUAAAUUUGUUUUAUAAUCGACCUAAAAUUCAAA
Sitodiplosis mosellana (orange wheat blossom midge) is the source of this 4095-nucleotide messenger RNA. RefSeq names its product F-box/WD repeat-containing protein 11-like. The coding region runs from base 1739 to 3337 and encodes 532 amino acids. The record is from RefSeq and is a predicted model, not a curated record. Gene Ontology annotation, molecular function: protein dimerization activity. The transcript has 10 exons. Lineage: Eukaryota; Metazoa; Arthropoda; Insecta; Diptera; Cecidomyiidae.